Molecule: messenger RNA, 1287 nt
Organism: Nannizzia gypsea CBS 118893
Lineage: Eukaryota; Fungi; Ascomycota; Eurotiomycetes; Onygenales; Arthrodermataceae
Exons: 2
Coding region: 1-1287 (428 amino acids)
Source: RefSeq, a predicted model, not a curated record
AUGGAGCUCCUACAGCCAGUGAGAUAUAUUCCCGAUUCAAGCCAGGCAGAAUUAUGCUGUCCAGAACCAUGUGCAGACCACAAGUCCGAGAGGCAGGACAGGGUUGUUGUGGCUUACUCCAAGGUCUAUGGCGUCGCCAAAAUGAUUUCUGAGAUCCUUAGAGCAUUUGGGUCGGAACUAAGUGAUAGUCCAACGGAUAUAAAAUUCCAUAUUGCCCGAGUCGAGAAAGAAUUGACACAGCCAUACUCUCCGAAGCUCCUUGCAGCAGUUGAAGACCUGUUUUACAUUGUACUUGCAAGGGUGAAGAGUGAAAUCCAGCAGAUUGACAUUGACGAGAACUUCCAAUUCGACUUUCAUUUUAUAAAAACCAACUCGAGGCUCCUUCGGAGAAAGGGACUGCCAGAAAUCAGACACCUUAGAUUGAUUUUCGAGGCCUGUAAACGUCUCCUUCUGUCUGCGGAAGUCUGUGGUAUACUCAACACCGAGCUCAUUCGACAGCAAGAAGAUGAUUAUAUCCAGCAAACCAUGCAAAUGGGAGAGGAGACUGGGUACUUUGCCGAUGAUCCGGUAGGCUACCGCCGAUAUAUCCAGAGUCUGAUUACCGACCCAGAUUCCCCAUACCGGAUGAAGUGGAGCGGACUUAACCCUGUUUACGACUCUUCACCAGAGAUGAUACUUGCAGCCUUGAGGGAGAAAUAUAUGGGUAUUAUAUCACGAGAGACGAAACAGGGCAAAUUCAACAAUGUCAAGGUGAAGUCGCCUCCCCCUACGUGGAAGUCCAACCUAGCAUAUGUGGAAGAACGACGGAUACAAGCGAACAGAGAAGCAGCAUGCGCUAUGCUACAUGGUAUAAAUGUUGGCGAGUUUCGACGCCAGAAGGGUCAAGAAAUAGUCCGCCAAUAUGUUCAGCAGAAUCUCUGCGUUUGCCUUGAGAAUUGCACUUGUUCUCGCAGAUGCACCGUUAAGGGGUGGAGAGUUUGUCCCUGUACAAGUAGAAUGAAUCUACUCUAUGAGGAAGACCUUGGGCCUCGGCGACCUUUCGUUGAGAGAUGUGCGGACAUGGCAGUGAUAUUAUUCGAAGCACUAUCUGCCUCUUACCAGGGUAUUGGCCUGUAUGGGAUGGCAUGUUAUCUGAACAGAGGAUUGGAGUUCUUCCACGAUGAAGUCACCCACUUCCGAGACCACUAUUGGAAGGCUGCGGCUCAGGACAACUACUACUUUGAUUUCAAUAUUGAAUUCCAGUACCGGCAGCGGAUCGGUGAAGAUGUGCUUCAACGACGGAGCUGA